Molecule: messenger RNA, 4581 nt
Organism: Myodes glareolus (Bank vole)
Lineage: Eukaryota; Metazoa; Chordata; Mammalia; Rodentia; Cricetidae
Source: RefSeq, a predicted model, not a curated record
UUGAGCCCUUUGGAAAUGCAGAAUCCUCAGAUUAUCUUCUCAGCGUCUGGUCCCAUCCCGGUGGAGUUAUAUAAAACUGGAGAACGCAAAAUCACCUAUUGUGUAACCUGGCUUGUCUUAAGACAUAUUUUCAAUGCCCAUGAAGCCUCCCAUCACCAACAGCAGGCAGCACAGAACAGCUUGCUGCCCCUCCUGAGUUCUGCUGUGGAGCCCCCUGAUCAGAAACCGUUGCUUCCAAUACCAAUAACUCAGAAACCUCAGGCUGCACCAGAAACAUUAAAGGAUGCCAUUGGGAUUAAAAAAGAAAAACCCAAAACUUCAUUUGUGUGCACUUACUGCAGUAAAGCAUUCAGGGACAGCUAUCACCUGAGGCGUCAUCAGUCCUGCCACACAGGAAUCAAGCUGGUGUCUCGGGCAAAGAAAACUCCCACCACAGUGGUUCCCCUUAUCUCCACCAUCGCUGGAGACAGCAGCCGAACUUCGUUGGUUUCAACUAUUGCAGGCAUCUUAUCAACAGUCACUACAUCUUCCUCGGGCACCAACCCCAGUAGCAGUGCCAGCACCACAGCAAUGCCUGUGCCCCAGUCUGUCAAGAAACCCAGUAAGCCCGUCAAGAAGAACCACGCCUGUGAGAUGUGUGGGAAGGCCUUCCGGGAUGUGUACCAUCUCAAUCGGCACAAGCUUUCCCAUUCGGACGAAAAGCCCUUUGAGUGUCCUAUUUGUAAUCAGCGCUUCAAGAGGAAGGACCGGAUGACUUACCAUGUGAGGUCUCAUGAAGGAGGCAUCACCAAACCCUAUACUUGCAGUGUUUGUGGGAAAGGCUUCUCAAGGCCUGACCACCUAAGCUGUCAUGUAAAACAUGUGCAUUCAACAGAAAGACCCUUCAAAUGCCAAACGUGCACUGCUGCCUUUGCCACCAAAGACAGACUACGGACACACAUGGUGCGCCACGAAGGCAAAGUAUCAUGUAACAUCUGUGGGAAGCUCUUGAGUGCAGCAUACAUCACCAGCCACUUAAAGACACAUGGGCAGAGCCAAAGUAUCAACUGUAAUACGUGUAAACAAGGCAUCAGUAAAACAUGCAUGAGUGAAGAGACCAGCAAUCAAAAGCAGCAGCAGCAACAGCAACAGCAACAGCAGCAGCAGCAGCAGCAACAGCAACAACAUGUGACGAGCUGGCCAGGGAAGCAGGUAGAGACACUGAGAUUGUGGGAAGAAGCUGUCAAAGCAAGAAAGAAAGAAGCUGCCAACCUGUGCCAAACCUCCACGGCUGCUACGACACCUGUGACUCUCACUACUCCAUUCAAUAUAACCUCCUCUGUGUCGUCUGGGACUAUGUCAAACCCAGUCACAGUGGCAGCUGCAAUGAGCAUGAGAAGUCCAGUAAAUGUUUCAAGUGCAGUUAAUAUAACCAGCCCGAUGAACAUUGGGCAUCCUGUAACUAUAACCAGUCCAUUAUCCAUGACCUCUCCUUUAACACUCACAACCCCAGUCAACCUCCCCACCCCUGUAACUGCCCCGGUGAAUAUAGCACACCCUGUCACCAUCACAUCACCGAUGAACCUGCCCACACCUAUGACAUUAGCUGCUCCCCUCAAUAUAGCAAUGAGGCCUGUAGAAAGCAUGCCUUUCUUGCCCCAAGCUUUGCCUACAUCACCACCUUGGUAAACAGUAUUAUAAAGUCAAAAUAUGGGUUAAAGUAAAUAUUUACCAGCAACUUAAUUUUAGUUGAUUAAAGCAAAAGGCAGACUAUGAAAUUGGGAGGUUUUAUUAUGUUAGUUAAUAAGAGUGUAGUAGCAUUUUGCUCCAAUUUGGCUGGGGUUGUUCAAAGUAGGGUAUAUGUGUAACUUAUCACUGGACCACAUUAGUUUAAUCAGAACCCCUUUUAGCUGACCCCAUUGCUUAAACAGGAUAGUAGCUGGCAAGGUGAAAUGCCAGAAUUAAAACCAAUCAUAAAACCCAUUUCAAAAGGAAAAAAAAGCAUUAUUUGUUUUUAAUUAUUAUUGUUUUAAUCCUACAAAAUCAUUUUAUUGUAAACACUAGCAGAGCUUUACCCUCUGUACAAGAUGGGUGGUUUUAACCUGAAGUUCUAAACCCACAGAAUGAGAGCUAGUGUAGAAUUGUCUGUGUUUUUUUGUUUGUUUGAGUAAAUAGAUGCAUUGUCAUAAUAAAAUGCAUUUCAGAGAAUAUGCAUUUUACCUUUGGGAAUAUGUUAAUUUCAGGCAGCAUUCCCUAUGGGAAAGGUGAUACCAGCUCUGAUAUGCAAAGCAUAUGAUAAUUUAUCAUUCUAACUUCAACAUAUAAUAGGGAUUGUGACCUGAUAUUUGGAGAUGUAAAUAUUGCUCAACAUAUUAAUCCUGAUGGAAUAUAGCAUUGUAGUUGACUUUUUAAAAAAAACAACAAAAACUUUAAAAAAAAAAUCAAAAACAAAUUGUGCUUUGAUGAGAAGGCUGCAGCUGACUUAGGAGAAGUCAGGUGUGCACACAGGCAGGCUCCAAACGCAGGCCAGUGGUUCCUGUUCAGGAGCAACGAGGACUUUGGAACAGUUUAAAUCUAUUGCUUUAAAUUGGAAGACAUUGGAGGCACUGGGAUGUGAUAGGCCCCUCUCUCUCCCAAUCAGCGCCUGUUGAUGUUACAACAGGCACAGAUGUGUUAGACGCUCACUAGAGUUUAUGUCUUAUAUUAAAUUGUAUACAGUUUUUAUUCUAACCACUAACUAGGUAGGAUGCCCCUUCAGAACAAGCAGAGUGUAUCUUUUCUCCCUCCUCUGUCUAAUCAAGUAUUGUGCAGAUUUGUUCAACUUUGUAAAUAUGGACAUCACUUUUUUUUUUCUUUUAAGAAAACACUUGUAUCUGCUUUCUGGAGUUUUCAGGGAGGCAGCUGUCUACAUGCUCCAUGGAAACCCAGCAAUGAUUGUGCACGUUGAAACAUGUGCUUUUGUUUCUUAGCCGGAUGCUUUAUCCCUGUACAUACGGUAGAAACCAAAAGCUAGGGAAACAGAUACUCUUUACGCCAUCAUGCCACACGUCAUGUUUUUAAAGCAUUGGGUUAAAGAAGAGUUCUUUCAAACCAAGAUGCUGUAUUGUUGUUUGUUUUUUUUUUUUACAUUGCAAUAUGUUUUGGGUCUUUCUCAUUUUUAAUUUUGCAGUUAAGAGAAAUGGAAAUGAGUUUUGUUAACCCUGCAGAAUGCUUGCAGGACUCACACCAGAUGACUUCCGUUUAUAUCCCACUGUGUCAGUACAACCAUCAAAAUACCCUGCAUCUGAGACAGACUUCCUACAUCAGGGACAGGUAUCUGUGUGUCAUUAUACAAAACAGUUCUAGGGGGAUGAACUACAUAGUAAAAAAAAAAUUAAAAUAAAUAGUACCUAGUGUAAAAUAAUUUUAUAAAUGAUCUUUUGUACUUUAGGACAUUAAAUUGUACAACUUUUGUAUAUAUAAAGCUUAGGAACUUUCUGUUUAGCAGGAAGGCAACACAUUCCUACACUUUUAAUGUAUAUGUUUGUUAUAAUGUCCAUGUAAACAUACCCUAUGUUUGUGCCUUUUAAUUAGUUUGUCUCAAUAAACAAAAUGUAGAGAAAAAUAUGUAGCUAUGACUUUGUUACAGCAGUUCUUAUCCACAGUUGGAAGUUGGUUUGUUUUUAAUAUGUAGAUCAUUAUGUGUGAGCUACUGGAAGGGCUCAUGUGGGGAAGGCCCGGGAACGGCACUGCUGAGACCUGGAAGAGGAGUGGUCACAUGUGGAGGAAGCCCUCAUUUCCUGGCAUGUGCUCUGUCUGCUGGGCCCUGCCAUCUCUGUUCUGGUGGCAGUUGUGAUUCUUCAUAGACAGCCCAGGCUUCCUCCACAGUGGUUCAAGGAGCAGUCCUCAAAGUGGGCAGGUAUGGGCCCUUCCCCCAGGCUACAGCGUGGUCAGAAGACCCUGAGAGUAUUAGUUCUUAUGGGGGAAAAAGAUAUAUACUAGAAAUGAUUGUUUUAUCAAUUCAUUGUAAACAGGAGUGAGACUUCAUGUAUGACUUCAGAUAAAAUGCUAUUUUGUAUGCAUACUCUAUUCACUUAAGAAGCUUGUCUGCAAUAAUAAAGCCACGUUGUGUCUUCUUUGGGGAGGGAGAGAGUUGAUGGCAGGAUGGGGUGCGGGUAGGCCAUUGCAAAGGGGGCGCAAACAGGUGGUGUGGUAAGAUCCUCCUGUGUCCUGGAACUGGAACUGAGCUGUGAUGCUGAUGAACUGAUUCAACCAUGUGUUGAAGGCACCAAUGGCCACCACUCUACAAAACGGCAGAGUAUGUUUUCCCUCCUGGUUGUAACCUGGUGGAGAGCUUCCCCUUUAUCAGAUUGGCAGCUAAACGGUUGUAUUAGAUAAUCCUCAAAUCUGACAUCCAGCCUGUUAUGCUUGCUCUAGCGCUCGCUGCUUGGCCUGCGUUUACCUUUUACUGUGUAUUCAUUUCCUCCUAAGGUGUGCUCCUAAAUGAAGGUUUCUAUGUACGCAGAUGAUGAUUUUACCUGUCAAUACCAGCACUGUAUUACUAACAUGCAAAAUACUGCAGAUUUAUUUUGACAAAUUAAAGUUAACCAGUCACAACUGUUA